Cotesia congregata is the source of this 315-nucleotide messenger RNA. The record is from the annotation of a GenBank genome assembly. Lineage: Eukaryota; Metazoa; Arthropoda; Insecta; Hymenoptera; Braconidae.
AUGAGCCUGAGAGAGAGCUUUGGGAGCGACGCCCAACAAACGGCGAAGGAUCGCCGCUGCAUUCCGCCACUACAGCUACUCCUGCUAUGCUCGCUCGCGACUCAACUCGGUGCGCGAAUCGUGCUAGUGCCAAUCGGUUACUACACCGUGCAGUGGGAGAAGAGAAGGGACCUGUACUUCUCUAUCUACACUCAGUUCUUGCUCUGUCUAUUUAAAUAUUAUUAUAGACUCUGUGCUCAAAAAUUUAUACUCCGUCAUCGGGAUCACAUCUGUGUGAUUACUUGUAGCAGGUACACGCACGAUUAUUAUCGAUAA